CUACUUCUUUGAGUGAGGGCUGGGGUCAUUAGUUGUUCAGAGGUGGAUAGAGAAGUUGAGAGAGACGACGCUUCGAUCUGCCGAAUCUACCUGUGAGUGAAGCCAUAAAUGAGCGAUAUAGAAGGUUGUGUCUUGAACAUCGUGCGACUUAAUGACACGAAGUGAAGGUUAAAGUUGAAAGAUCAAAGGACUUGCACAUUGACGCUGAUACGAAUGCGAGUAUUGUGGUUCACAAUUGGAUGAUUAGUAGCUAGCUGGCAAAUUGUAUGUUUACCUAGCUGUGUUAGCGUUUGCGUUUGCAUUUAGCACUCUAACAGAAAACAGCGUGUCGAUUAGGGUGCACUUAGCUAGUGGAUGCCUUGACUACACGCUAAAACCGUGAAGGGCAUGGCUACCCGCUCAUCUACCUUGAGGAUAGGAGUGGUGGGAUAUGGACAUUUAGGGCAGUACCUAGUGGAGAGGAUCAUAAAAGAUGGAGCUGGCCUGGGUCUUACUCUGGCGUUUGCUUGGAAUCGAAACCCUCACAAGCUAAAGGGUUUAGUUCCUGACCACCUAAUACUUGAAGACCUAUCUGCUUUUAAAACCAGGGUAUGCGAGGUGAUCGUAGAGGUGUGCCAUCCUCAGAUCGUCAAGGACUUUGGUGUUCAGUUUCUCUCUCAUGCACACUUCCUGGUAGGCUCUCCCUCGGCACUCUGUGACCCCGAGCUGAACCAGCAACUCCGGCAAGCGGCCAGUCUUCACGGCAACACGCUCUACGUCCCCAGUGGUGCAUUGUGGGGAGGCCAGGACAUCCAGAGGCUUAACGACAGCGGGGCACUCACAGGUGUGUUCGUAAGGAUGUCCAAACACCCCUCCUGCUUCAGGCUCACAGAGGACACGCUCUCUGAUUGGACUGAGGGCGAGGGGAGGCGGGUCUUAUUCAGGGGCUCUGUGGCUGAGCUGUGCCCAUUGGCCCCCAACAACGUGAACACCAUGGCAGCGGUUGCUGUGGCAGCAGGAACCCUGGGCUUUCCUGGGGUUAUUGGGGAGAUUGUGUCGGAUACAGCGCUGAGGGACUACCACGUGGUGGAGGUGGAGGUGAGUGGAGCCCAUGGCUUCUCGGUCCACACGGUGAGGAGGAACCCUGCCCAGCUGGGAGCCGUGACCGGCAGCGCCACCUACAACUCUUUCUGGCACAGUCUACUGGGUGAGCUGAACGCGCUGGGGACCCCGCUCUUAUCACAGUCUACUGGUUUGUAAAGGGCACGGUGGGAAGGUGCACUUGUGCUGAUGGCUGUCUUCACCCUCAAAUGGCGGGAUCAAAAGUUGUGAGGAAUGUACCCAAGUAUCUGCUACCACAUUAAUUCCACACUUUCCAUGUAAUCAAGCACAUAUAAGUGAAAUCCUAGAUUUUUUAUAGUACGUGUGGAACUCAGAAGUCGGAUAUUGUUACCAACUUGCAAACCUGAAUCUCUUGUCAUUAAAAACCCAUUUCAAAACAAAGGAGAAGAGAGCGUUGUUGUUUGUAG
Messenger RNA from Gadus chalcogrammus (walleye pollock), 1508 nucleotides. RefSeq names its product aspartate dehydrogenase domain containing (gene aspdh). Bases 388 to 1239 code for a protein of 283 amino acids. The record is from RefSeq and is a predicted model, not a curated record. Gene Ontology annotation, molecular function: L-aspartate dehydrogenase [NAD(P)+] activity; NADP binding. The transcript is spliced from 8 exons. NCBI's taxonomy places the organism in Eukaryota, Metazoa, Chordata, Actinopteri, Gadiformes, Gadidae. Gene Ontology annotation, biological process: NAD+ biosynthetic process.